Molecule: messenger RNA, 837 nt
Organism: Penicillium manginii
Lineage: Eukaryota; Fungi; Ascomycota; Eurotiomycetes; Eurotiales; Aspergillaceae
Exons: 3
Coding region: 1-837 (278 amino acids)
Cellular component (GO): cytoplasm
Molecular function (GO): oxidoreductase activity, acting on the CH-OH group of donors, NAD or NADP as acceptor
Source: RefSeq, a predicted model, not a curated record
AUGAGUCGAGUGGCAUUGAUCACUGGCGGCACCAGUGGGAUAGGAUUCUCUGUUGCUGAGGCAUUAAGCAAAUCGGGCAACUGGCAGAUCAACAUUAUUGGGAAUAAUGAAGCUAAAGGACAAAACGCGGCCGCGACGCUCCUAAACACCAGCUUCUACAAGGCCAAUGUAUCUGAGUAUGAGGAACUCGCGAUAGUGUUCGAAACUGUCUUCAAAAAGGCUGAACGAUUGGACUUUGUCUUCGCCAAUGCCGGUAUACCUGAAUACACCGAUAUCUUCGCCAAUCAGCCCUCGUCAGGGGUUCCACCUAAGCCGGGGCUGGAUCUUCUCGGCAUUAACCUAAACGGCUCCAUUUAUACAAGUUACCUAGCUGUCAACUAUUUUAGAAGAUCGCCUGAGUCCGCGAAGGGAAACCAAAGUUUGCUUCUUACGGCUAGCAUCGGCGGGCUGUACCCUUGCAUGUUAUCACCUGUCUACUCAAGCUCAAAACAUGCAUUGAUCGGUUUCGUUCGCUCUAUCGGCGAUCGCCUUUUCAAGGAAGGCAUUCGCGUCAACACCAUUUGUCCGGGCGUGGUAAAGACGCCUCUUUUGAACGAUCAGCUUCUUUCAUACUUCCCCGCCGAUGUCCUCAUACCCAUUGAGGCAGUUACAGAGGUCGCAAUGAAAACUGUCCUAGAGGAUAGCAUCAAGGACAGUCGGGGUGUUCUUGUGACAGCAGAAGAAUUACAUUCACAGGCCAUACAUAUAACCGGGAAGGGGUUUUAUUUUAUUGACCAACCGCCAAUUAACGACGAAGAGGCUCAGACUACGUGGGAUUGCAUGAUGGGUUGGAGAUAG